AUGGCGGCGGCGCUUAGGGCAGUGGCGGCGACCAGAGCAGUGGCGGCGACAAGAUCGGCGGCGGCCAUGGCGUUGACGGCGACGACGAGCAUCCGCCGUAUAUCAUCCAUAUUCUCGGGCUUCAAUCCCCCGCCUCCGCCGAACCCGCCGCCGAAAGCGGAACCCUCCACGAACCUCUUCGUAUCUGGUAAAGUGAAAAGAUAUCAGUAAUAGUCUCCCUACUGCUUAUUCGCGCAUUCUGUCGCCCUUCCUCUUCAGUUAUGGACGUGAUGAUUCAUCGUUCGUGCUUGUAAGUUGUCUGUCCACGCCGUCGUAGGUAGUGAUAUUUUGUGUAGGGUUUUAUGGUGUUCAAAGGAUAUUAUAUGAAACUAAACUUCUGUGGACAAUAAUAACUUACUAAGAUCUGCGGAAAGCUUUUCAGAUGUACAGGUAAAUGUCGAAGUGCUCUCACGUAGUAAGACAACAAGUCAGAGAAGAGAAAAUGUUGCACCAAGUCUUGUGACGUAAUGAUUCCUGAUCACCAUUGAAUACUCAUUUAUAUGUAGAUGGUGAAGUGACAGAUGGCUAACCAUUCUGCUGAACGAGAAAAUAGAGCAGAGUGGGACACUGAAGAUGUAUAUUUUAUGACUUCAUAUUUUUCCUUUCUUUUCAGAACACAUUUCAUUUAAACCGAGUAAUAUUUUCAUGGCGUGUCUUCAAAAAAUUUAUCAAUUCAUUUGAAGAUUUGCUUUAGAUUAGUUUUUUAAUCUCACUACGAGAUGGAUAACCUACCACGUAAAGCAUUGUUUUCUGCUACAUGCAUACUCUGCCUAGUUGCAGGCAUUAAUCCUGGCCCAUUUUGCUUAUAGAUCGUUUCUUUAUAUGCAACAUGAAGGAUUAGGUGAUGAAACAACUGUUGACUAGUUUUAUUUUUUACCGAGUUGAUCAUAUGUUUCGUUGCUAAUGGAUUUUCAGGACUUAGCAAGCGGACUACUUCUGAGGGACUCAGAGAGGCAUUUGCAAAAUUUGGCCAAGUUAUUCAGGGUAUCUGUCUCACUCCUUACACUUUUCCGCAGAAGACCUUUCUGAAUGUUCUAAUUGGCAGCGGUCACCAAUUUGCAGCUCGAGUAGUUACUGAUCGCGGCUCAGGAUAUUCCAAGGGAUUUGCUUUCGUACGUUAUGCUACCUUAGAAGAAGCAGAGGCAGCCAUAAAGGGAAUGGAUGGCAAGGUAGUUAACUGCUCUGUCUCUGUUCCUCUCUGGCUCACUCUCGCAUAUACUUUACAUUGCUCGUUUCCUUGA
This is a messenger RNA of Spirodela intermedia, 1280 nucleotides long. NCBI's taxonomy places the organism in Eukaryota, Viridiplantae, Streptophyta, Magnoliopsida, Alismatales, Araceae. The record is from the annotation of a GenBank genome assembly.